CUGUGGGCGUACUCAGCCAUGGCCCGGCCAGCGCCCGGCUCCGUGAUUGUCCCAGACUGGCACGAGACGGCCGAGGGCAAGGAGUACUUGGCCUGCAUCCUGCGCAAGAACCGCCGGCGGGUGUUCGGGCUGCUAGAGCGGCCACUGCUGUCCCCACCUGUGGCCAUCGACACUGCCAGCUACAAGAUCUUCGUGUCCGGGAAGAGUGGUGUGGGCAAGACGGCGCUUGUAGCCAAGCUGGCCGGACUGGAGGUGCCUGCGGUACAUCACGAGACCCCUGGCAUCCAGACCACGGUGGUGUUCUGGCCGGUGAAACUUCAGGCCAGCAGCCGGGUGGUCAUGUUCCGCUUUGAGUUCUGGGACUGCGGGGAGUCUGCGCUCAAAAAGUUCGACCACAUGUUGCCGGCUUGCAAGGAGAAUGCUGACGCCUUCCUCCUCCUCUUCUCCUUCACUGACCGUGCCUCCUUUGAAGACCUGCCUGGGCAGCUGGCCCGAAUUACAGGCGAGGCCCCUGGUGUGGUCAGGAUAGUCAUUGGCUCCAAAUUUGACCAGUACAUGCACACGGACGUGCCUGAGCGGGACCUCACCGCCUUCCGGCAGGCCUGGGAGCUGCCCCUCCUGCGGGUGAAGAGUGUGCCGGGCCGGCGGCUGGCAGAUGGGAGCACACUGGACAGCCGGGCUGGGUUGGCCGACGUUGCCCAUGUGCUCAAUGGCCUCGCUGAGCAGCUGUGGCACCAGGACCAGGUGGCGGCCGGCCUGCUUCCCACCCCUGCAGAGAAGAGCCCUGGCUGAGAGGUGGUGGCAUCAUGAGUGGGUACCUGUGGCUUCCACACCUAGCCCUCAGGUGACCCAGGACAGAGGCGAUAGGACCUGGGGCCUGAACCAGGGCAAGAAUACAGGUCCCACCCUGAGACCUAGUGGCCAAGGGUCCCCAUUUCCUGAAGGAAUAUGUGGCAGGGAGGCGGGACACAGGGCUCCGGGACAGGACCCCAGAGUCCAGAUGUUUCCCUGCCUCCCUGCCCUCCUCUUCUGCAGCACCCAUGGCGGGUGAUGGGGAUCUCAGCAGCUCCCUGUAUCUCAGGAAACUUCGACAAAGCUUUAUGAAUUGAGAUGACACCAUCCACUCUAUCAGAAAUGGCUGGGGACUUGGCUCAAUGGUUCCACCCCCUGCCAUGCAAGCCUGGUACCAAAAAAAAAAAAAAAUCCACUCUAUCAGAUAAACCCUGGAAUCCCAGUGGCCCAGCUCUAUAGAAGUGUUUUUCUCUUGCUUAGGUCUCUCCUCAGGAGGAGCGAAAGUGGAAACCCGUUCAGAGUCCCCAGGAUCUUCCCAGCUGACCCUGGGGCCCCAACAUCCAAUCUCAGACAGGGAGAGAGGGCACGUGGAAGGUCACUGGUCACUUUCUGUGGACCGGUCCUAGGCUGGGGUCCGUUUUGCCCACACCCUUUUGGCCAGCCCACUACUGGUCAUGGAGAGCUGUGGUGGGGCCAGAAGGUGCCCUGCCAUCUCCCUGUGUGCCCAGGAGGUGCACCCUCCUCGCCGGUGCUUCCCUUAUCACGAGGUUGCCAGGCUGGGCCCUGCCACCCCAGGAGUUAGAAAGCACCAGGCACAGGGACAGAGUGGACAUGGUGGGGAUCGGCUGUGAGCCGGGCUGAGGCUGCUCUGUCCCUUGGGAGGCCCAAGAGGAGAGGAGCAGGCCCGGCCUUGUGUCACCCCUGGCUCCUUAGCCAGAGCCUGGGAAAGAUCAGCUGAGUGGGGUGACAGGCGGCGUCCUGAUGACACCCUGCACCCAUGGGUGGAGCCCUGGCCUGAGUGUGACCCAGCUGGGAGGCCCCGGGACCCCCAGACCAGCUCAUUGUGGAGCUGCCUCCUGAGAAGGCACUGCACAGGCCACACUCGGUGACAUGCGCUGUUUCCUUUUGCCCCUGGCACUCAGGAGGCUCCUCACCCUUAGGACGCACCCCUAUCCUGGCCCACAGUCUGAGCAGUGGCCUGCAUGGCUGUGUACACUGCCCGCCCGUUCACCCUGGGCCCUGGUCUUGGCCCGAGGAGAGACGACUUUAGUAGUACCUCAGGACUCCAGCGAGGCCGAGCGUGGUCCCUGGCUGAUCCCACACCCAAGAAGGAAUAUGCCUGGGGGGACCCUGAGACAGACCCACAGGCCAGCUGCCAGCCCUGGGUAUCUGGGCAGUAGUGCAUUGUGGGUAGGCCCAGUGAAGGGGAGGGGACUGGCUAGGAGCCCCAGGCUGCAGGUGCUUGUGUGUUGAGCACCAGCUUCCACAUGCCCCCCCAGCAUCUCUGGGCUUAAUUUAGAGGACUGACCCAGACUCUCCCACUGCAAGGAAGCCCUGGGCAGCUGUGCUGUGCUCGGAGAAUUGACCCCCUCACCCACCUUCAGCCAGAGCCAAGCGGUUCCUGAGGAAGAGCAAAGCAGGAGGGGACACUGGUGCUGGGUUUGCAGCCUGGCCACAACCCAGCCAGGGCUGUAUUCUCAGGCCCCGCCCCAGGGCCAUUUCUGUACUUAGCAGGCCACCCAUUGGGCCGCUACCAAAGGGCCGGACUGGGAGCCAGCCAGGAGGGCAGAAAUCUCUAUUUGCCAAAGGCAGUGCCCUGUGGAGAGGACAGAAGAUGUGGGCUCUGGGCACAUUCAGGCUGACCCUGUGGGCCUGCUGUCAGUGGCCAGUUGAAUGCCCUGCUCCUGCCACCCUAAGGUCUGCAUUUUCAUUCUGCACUGAGCCCCAUAAAUAAUUUAGUCAGUCCUGGGCAUUAUGUCCAAGAAGGGUGUCUGGGCCACAGAUGCAGCUCCUCUUCUCAGAGCCACCUCAGUACAGUGUCGAGGUCGCUGGGAGCUGAGCGUGGUGGCGCAUGCCUGUAAUCUCGGCUACUCAGGAGGCCGAGAGCAGAACGGCAGCAUGGAGGCCAGCGGCUACUCAGUGAGACCCUGCCUCAGAAUUUAAAAAUAAAAGGUACUCAGUGGUACCUCUGGGUUAGAUUCCCCAGUACUGAAAAAAAAGAAAAAAGAGAGCCACAAGGAGCUGAAUGUGGUAGUGAGCUCUUAUAACCUCACCUACUUGGGAGGCUGAGGGAGACAGGAGGACAGAAUUCAAAGGCAGCCUGGAGAGCUUCACUGACUUAGUGAGACCCUGCCUCAAAAAUAAAGGGACUGGGAAGGUAGCUUAGUGCAAAGACCCUGGGCUCAAUCCUCAGUACCAGAAAAGAAAACAGCAAAACAGAAGUAAAAGCCAUGACAGCUUUUCAGAGGCAAGCACCCUGGGGACUUAAGACUCCCCGGACAGAAGGGAGGGGUGGUGGUCACAGCCCAGACCCAGAGGGUGAGACCAGGACAGUGGUGGCCCUGGUACCUUCUCAUGGCUCUGAGGGAGCUGGCGGGAGGGGGAUGCUGUCUUCUGCUGGGUAGGAACGGGGUAAAUGCAGCCCACCUCCUCCUCUGCCCUCCCCACAUCUUGCAGGCCGGGAUGCCGAAGCCCAGAGAGGGGCAGGCGUUUACCCAGGCUACAGAGCCCGGAAGCUGCUCUGAUGCUCCUAGCCCAUCUCCGUCAUCCCCCACCUCCCCUAGUUCUGCCUCCAGGCCCUGCCCCUCACAGGCUCCUACCUGGCUCUCCUGCUCUUUCUGUACAGCCCAGGGCUGCGUGGUGCUGGUGACUCCCUCUUCCCUUGUGUCCCCAGCCUUCUGGAGCACACUGAGCUGACAGGGGAGCUCCUGCCCGCUCCGGGAGGAGCCUGGCCUGGGAUGCUGGGGAGACCUGCAGGGGCUCCCGGGCUGGUGGGGGGCCUUGGGUGAGUCCUGGAUGGGACGGGCACCCUGAUCAUGUCCUAGACCUUCCUGGGCAGCGCGGCGCCAGUGUUGCCCUCUCGCGCUGGGCCUGGACUAAGGGAGGGCGGUCUGUGGUAAAAUGGGCAGGGGCUCAGGGUCCAGGGCAGUUUGGAGAGUGCAGAGGUGAGCCCGGGCUAGAGGGUGGGCCAGAGGGAGGAAUGGGGCUCGGAGGGUGGAGAGGACAGAAGGAAGAUGACAGCACUGAGUGAGCUGGGGCUGUCUCUGCCAUGCCCAUGUGCUCUUGUACGUGGACGUACAGUACGCUGUUUGCAGUACUUACAUGUAAGGUGUUCACACCGUGCCAGGCACCAAGUCAAGGGCACCGUAAAUGUUGGCAGCUGCCGUUGUCCUUGUUAUGAGAGGCUGAGCACUGGUGAGAGAGGAAGGAGAAGGGCUCAGGCCCAUCAGCAGGUGAAGCACUGCUCAGCCAGGGCUGGUGGCAUGGGGCAGAGGGAGGAGCUGGCUGGAGAACACCCUGUAGCCCAGCCUGGGCCCCUCACGCUCACCUCUGUGCCUGCUGGGCAGAGAACAGGACCCAGACAAUAAAUGAGUUCGCACCCCACAGAGAUUUACCUCCCAGACAACAGGAGCAAUUUUUUCCACAACAGAGAAACCAAAACCCAUGAUACCCAGCUGGGUGUGGUGACGCUUGCCUGUGAUCCCAGCACUCUGGGAGGCUGAGGUGAUUUAGCAAGACCUGGUCUCAAAAUUUUAAAAAAAGAAAAGAAAUUUAAAGGGCUGGAUAUGUACCCCAGCAUAAAGACCCACAACCACCCCAAAAGGGAAAAAUCUGUGUGACUUAGGACAGACUCUUGCAUGUCCCCGCUAACCUCAACUGAGGGGUGCCCCUGCCACGGGCCCUCCCUCAAAUCCCUUCCCUCCCCAGGCACCCUGCGGCCUCCCUUGUCCCUUUGCCUUGGAGGAACCCAAAUCCCUCUGCUCUGGAGCAGAUCCCCUUCACUUUUGGCUUUAGAGCGACUAAUGAACCCAGACCGCAGGCACCCGACAGGGAAGUGGGACAGAUCUGUCCUGCGUGUCCCCGACCCCUUGCCUCUGCGGUGGCACAGACUGCUCACGCAGGAGAAGUGGAGCUGCCCGCGGGUAGCAGAGCGGCGGCAGCUCACAGAAGCUCUUCCAAAAGCGGCCCGGACAAGAUCAGUUAGGUCUCGGUCAGGAUCGUAGUGGAGGAGGUUGGGGGGGUCUGGACCCCCUGAGACCCUGGCCUCCCAGGAGUACAGCCAGGUGGAGCACAACUUCAGGUGAGGGAGGUUAGGCUUGGCGGGGUGAGCCCAGGGGUGGAAGCUUCCCAGAUACCGGUGACUCUGUACCCCCAGGUCUAGCUCAGGCUGGACUCGGGACCUCGGUGAGGCUGCUGUGCCGGUGCACGCACAGAUGUCUGCAGCAUCCCGCAGGACUUAACACCUGCGCCUUCCCGGCCCAAACUGGACUGGCAGUGGGCGUGGCCUGCCAGGGAGGGGCGGGGCCAGCGGAGAGCCCAACAUGUCACUCAUCCCUUUGUCCCUUUUUGGCCAGCCUGAGAGGCUCCUCUAGCCGAACUUGCCUUAGGUCUCUGUCCCUGUCCCUUCUGAGCCUGGGAUCCUGGCUGUGCCUCAGCCUUCCCCCGCCCUGAUGCCCCGCUGUUCCAUCUGCCUUAGAUGCGCCUGUAAUUGGAACGCACCCAGCCCAGGCUGAGCCUCGCGGCAGAUGGGCGCCUGUCUCCCCAACCGUGGACUCUGGACUCCCGUGGUUGUAUUAGGGUCCACGCUAGGCAGAGGGCUGGGCUCCCGACUCCUGCUCUGCUCAGAUUCCUGGGCAGCGAUCCCCACAAUGCCUGCUUCAGUGAGCAGAUGCAGCAAGUGGGGAAAGGGCUGCUUGGGGAGGGUCCAGCAGGGACCUCCAGGGCACAGAGGUGACACCAGCCCUUCUUCCUGGAAGGUGGCAGAUCUCAGCCCCCACACUGCCUACCUGCUGGUUGAGGCAGCCUUCCCUAAACAAGGCACAGGUCCCAAGCCCAGUUAUCAGACAGCAAGGCACCGCGGGGCAGGGGAGAGGAUUCUGAGCCUUCCCUCAGUCCCUUUGAAUUGCCUGGGUACCAGUUGCCUGACACAGAUUCAGCCCUUGCCAGUUGCUCUGUCGCAGUGGACUUCCUGAGGUUGCUGGACUGUGUAUCAGAGCUCUCUGGGGUGAAGGUGCCCACCUGCCUUGCCUGGCUAGGUGGAAGAGGGCUGGGAGCUGGGCUUGGGCACAGAGAUGGGGGCUCCAGAGCUUUCUGUUACCCCUACAGGCUUCUACAUGGUCUGGCUGCCCCUCGUCU
Fukomys damarensis (Damara mole-rat) is the source of this 6147-nucleotide messenger RNA. It is a transcript of the gene Cplane2, whose product is annotated as ciliogenesis and planar polarity effector 2. NCBI's taxonomy places the organism in Eukaryota, Metazoa, Chordata, Mammalia, Rodentia, Bathyergidae. The coding region runs from base 19 to 792 and encodes 257 amino acids. Gene Ontology annotation, molecular function: GTP binding; GTPase activity. The record is from RefSeq and is a predicted model, not a curated record. The transcript has 5 exons.